ACUUAGCUAUGGGCAACGAGUUCGAAUGACUGUCUAUUUUUAUUUUGAGCGACUCACGAGAAUCAUUUAGCCUGCCAUAUCAGGAUAGUGACGCUACGCUAAAUAACCUUUGCAAUGUCUGAUGAAGCCAAGAACAACAUUACAAUCUUCACAAGAAUCCUCGACAGUCUUCUGGAUGGAUAUGACAACCGUCUGAGACCAGGCUUGGGAGAGCGGAUAACACAAGUCAAGACUGAUAUCUACGUGACAAGUUUUGGACCUGUUUCAGAUACAGAUAUGGAAUAUACAAUAGACGUGUUUUUUCGUCAGAGCUGGGAAGAUGAAAGGUUGAAAUUCAAGGGACCCAUGACAAUACUUCGUUUAAAUAAUCUAAUGGCCAGCAGAAUCUGGACACCAGAUACGUUCUUCCACAAUGGAAAAAAAUCAGUGGCGCAUAACAUGACUAUGCCCAAUAAAUUGCUGAGGAUUACUGAAGACGGAACACUCUUGUACACAAUGAGAUUGACCGUUCGUGCUGAGUGUCCUAUGCAUUUAGAAGAUUUCCCAAUGGAUGCUCAUGCAUGUCCUCUAAAAUUUGGCAGUUAUGCAUACACAACAUCCGAGGUCAUGUACACGUGGACACAUGGAGCAUCCCAAUCAGUUGUUGUAGCUGAAGAUGGCUCUCGUUUGAAUCAAUAUGACUUAAUGGGACAAAGCGUGGGAACAGUCAUUAUUAAAUCCAGUACAGGUGAAUAUGUGGUUAUGACUGCUCACUUCCACUUGAAGAGAAAAAUUGGCUACUUUGUAAUUCAAACUUACUUACCAUGUAUCAUGACAGUUAUUCUCUCACAAGUGUCAUUCUGGUUAAACAGGGAAUCUGUCCCUGCAAGAACUGUCUUUGGGGUCACAACUGUAUUGACUAUGACAACACUGAGCAUCAGUGCCAGGAACUCACUCCCCAAAGUUGCAUACGCAACUGCUAUGGAUUGGUUCAUCGCCGUUUGUUAUGCUUUCGUGUUUUCAGCACUUAUUGAAUUUGCCACAGUGAACUACUUCACAAAGAGGAGUUGGGCUUGGGAUGGAAAAAGCUUAGUUCCUGAAAAGAGAAAGGAAAAGGACCGAGAGGCUCUAUUGAAGAAAAACAACACCUACACAGCAACAUCAGCGAACUUUGCACCAAACAUUGCAAAGGAUGCAGGCUUGGCAACUAUUGCAAAGAGUGCUGGUGCCGAAUCAAAAGAACCCAAACCAGAACAAAAGCCUCCAGAACCGAAGAAAACUUUCAACAGUGUCAGUAAAAUUGACAGACUGGCCAGAAUAGCAUUUCCAUUAAUGUUUGGGAUUUUCAACUUGGUUUAUUGGGCUACUUAUUUGAAUAGAGAGUUAGUUAUCAAAGGUGAUGACGAGCAUGACUAGGAAGCAUAGAAAAAAAGCUUAGAUUUCAAAAUA
Molecule: messenger RNA, 1428 nt
Organism: Rhincodon typus (whale shark)
Lineage: Eukaryota; Metazoa; Chordata; Chondrichthyes; Orectolobiformes; Rhincodontidae
Product: gamma-aminobutyric acid receptor subunit alpha-1-like
Exons: 9
Coding region: 115-1395 (426 amino acids)
Biological process (GO): gamma-aminobutyric acid signaling pathway; chloride transport; synaptic transmission, GABAergic
Cellular component (GO): dendrite membrane; postsynapse; neuron projection
Molecular function (GO): GABA-A receptor activity; transmitter-gated monoatomic ion channel activity involved in regulation of postsynaptic membrane potential; inhibitory extracellular ligand-gated monoatomic ion channel activity
Source: RefSeq, a predicted model, not a curated record